AUGAGUAGUCCGAAGCGGCGGAUAGAGACCGAUGUCAUGAAGCUCAUGAUGAGCGACUAUGAAGUGACAUUGGUCAACGACAACAUGCAGGAAUUCUAUGUGAUCUUCAAAGGGCCUACAGAAACACCCUUUGCGGAAGGGAAAUGGAAAGUCCACGUUGAGUUACCGGAUCAAUACCCCUACAAGUCACCCUCGAUUGGUUUCGUCAACAAGAUAUUCCACCCCAACAUUGAUGAAGGGUCGGGUUCGGUGUGCUUGGACGUCAUCAACCAGACGUGGUCACCCAUGUUCGACAUGAUCAACAUCUUUGAAGUCUUCCUUCCGCAACUCUUGAGAUACCCGAAUCCUACCGAUCCGCUGAACGGAGAGGCUGCCGCACUCCUGAUGAGAGAACCAAGGAGCUACGAUGCAAGGGUCAAAGAAUACAUAGCUCAAUAUGCGACGAAUAUCCACGACGAUGCCGAUGAAGACGAAGGCGAAACGGAUGGCGAACUAAGUGAAGUUGAAGACUUCGACAGUGAUGGCGAGGAUGAACCUGCUGGUGCGAUGGAAGAUGUAUGA
Exophiala viscosa is the source of this 561-nucleotide messenger RNA. Its product is annotated as ubiquitin-conjugating enzyme E2 8. Gene Ontology annotation, biological process: ubiquitin-dependent protein catabolic process; protein polyubiquitination. The transcript has 4 exons. Gene Ontology annotation, cellular component: nucleus. The record is from RefSeq and is a predicted model, not a curated record. NCBI's taxonomy places the organism in Eukaryota, Fungi, Ascomycota, Eurotiomycetes, Chaetothyriales, Herpotrichiellaceae. Gene Ontology annotation, molecular function: ubiquitin conjugating enzyme activity. The coding region runs from base 1 to 561 and encodes 186 amino acids.